AAACAUCUUGCCAAGCUGGGGAAACCUGGAGCCACCCAAGUUACCUGAACCUUCCAAGCUACUAGCACCAAAAGAAGAGCCAGAGUUGGAAGAAAAAGGAAAAAAUGAUCCAGCUCUGAAAAGGUUAGUAGAAACUAGAAGAAUUUCUGACCAAGAUUUAUGUAUUGAUCAUCUUGCUAUUAUUUCAGAAACUUAUCUAUAUCGAGAAGAUUCCUUAGCUAUAUUCAAGGAUGUUGAAAACCAAAUUAGUAAUAUUUAUAGAAGAGAAUUAGCUCGAUUAGAGGAUAUUAAAAUAAAAAUCGUUCUUAUUGCUCAUAUAUAUCAGAUUGUACAAGAAGGACAUUUUGGACAUCAAAUAGAUCAAGAUAUAGCAUUUCCAAGUAGUUCUUAUUUCGCUUUGCCAAAAAUAUGGGCCAAGCCUCAACUAGGAAUAAUUAAUCCACAAAAUACAGAUGAUCAAUGUUUUGAAGCAUGUAUAAAAGCUUAUCUAGCAAGCAAAGAGUUCGAAGAAAACAAUCCAUCUUAUUUAAUAAAUAUUUUCUAUCUAGCACCACCCAAAAAUAACAAAGAGCAAGCAACUAGAAAGAUAAAUCCACUUUGCAUAUCAGAAUAUAACUAUCAAAGAGAACAUAUGGUGAAUUUAAUAUUAUUUACCAAAGAAGAGGAAGAUUUGAGAGAUCGCCGAAAUAUUAAUAAAAUCCCUCUAGGAUUAAAUACAUACUAUUGUCUUAUUAAUGGUAAAAAUGAUCUCAAAGCAGAUAGUGAUCUAGUAGAGAAUAAUAUUAUCAAUGAAAAGACUAUUAAACUACAGAAGCAGAAGCCUAAUAGUUAUAGUUAUGCAUUGAUCCAAACAGAUGGGAAGCUUGCAAAAGAAAUUGUUAGACAAACUCUGAACUCAAUUGCAGAGUCAUAG
This is a messenger RNA of Dentiscutata heterogama, 913 nucleotides long. Lineage: Eukaryota; Fungi; Glomeromycota; Glomeromycetes; Diversisporales; Gigasporaceae. The record is from the annotation of a GenBank genome assembly.